Molecule: messenger RNA, 3584 nt
Organism: Leptonychotes weddellii (Weddell seal)
Lineage: Eukaryota; Metazoa; Chordata; Mammalia; Carnivora; Phocidae
Gene: CTNS
Product: cystinosin, lysosomal cystine transporter
Biological process (GO): L-cystine transport
Cellular component (GO): lysosomal membrane
Molecular function (GO): L-cystine transmembrane transporter activity
Source: RefSeq, a predicted model, not a curated record
GGCCCCGUUCCACGCGGCGGCCGUUCUAAGACGGCGGAGCGCUCCCGCGGCCUAGCUCACCGUGGUAUCGCGGAGUUCGGCGACAGGCACUGGGGGCUCCGGGAGGCUCUGUGUCCCUAAAAGUGGUUUAAGCCUCCCACACACCCGAGCCCCUAUCCCUGCCAAGGCGCCCGGGCCCCUCUGCUCCGCCGCAGCCCUGCCGGACUACAGUUCCCAGCGUGCAUCGCACCGAGCUCCGCUAGCCGAGAAUCCGGUGGCUGGGGUCCGGUGACUUCUGGCCCGCCCUCAUCCAAAGCCUGGCUGCCGGGGGAAGCCGGUACAGUCCAAAACGGAUCCAGCGUCCGUUGUGGUCGCUGCCCGGAGCCUAGAGGAUCUCAGUUCUUUGAAAUUGAGGAACAUGAUAAGGAGUUGGCUGAUUAUUUUUAUCCUUCUUCCCCUGAAGCUCAUAGAGAAAUGUGAGUCAACAGUCGACUUCACUGUUCCUCCCACUGUGAAGCUGGAAAAUGGAAGCUCAGCCAACAUCAGCAUCACGCUUCAGCAUCCAUUAAAUGCAACCUUGGUGAUCACUUUUCAAAUCACAUUUCGUUCAAAAAAUGUUACUAUCCUUGAGCUCCCUGAUGAAGUUGUGGUGCCUCCCGGAGUGACAGAUUCCUCUUUUCAAGUGACAUCUCAAGAUGUUGGACAAGUUACUGUUUAUCUGCACGGAAAUCAUUCCAACCAGACCGGCCCGAGGAUCCACUUCUUGGUCAUCCACAGCAACGUCGUUAGCAUCAUAAACCAGGUGAUUGGCUGGAUUUACUUUGUGGCCUGGUCCAUCUCCUUCUACCCUCAGGUGAUCACCAACUGGAGGCGGAAAAGUGUCAUUGGCCUGAGCUUUGAUUUCGUGGCCCUGAACCUGACAGGCUUCGUGGCCUACAGCGUGUUCAACAUUGGUCUCCUCUGGGUACCCUACAUCAAGGAGCAGUUUUUCCUCACAUAUCCCAAUGGGGUGAACCCCGUGGACAGUAAUGAUGUCUUCUUCAGUCUGCACGCAGUCGCCCUCACCCUGGUUGUCGUGGUGCAGUGCUUCCUCUAUGAGCGAGGCAACCAGCAUGUGUCCUGGCCUGCCGUCAGCUUCCUGGUGCUCUCCUGGGUCUUCGUGCUCAUCACCAUGAUUUUGGCUGCGGUCGGGGUAAUCCCAUGGCUGCGAUUUCUCUUCUGCUUCUCCUACAUCAAGCUCGCAGUGACGCUGGUCAAGUAUUUUCCCCAGGCCUACAUGAACUUUUACUACAAAAGCACCGAGGGCUGGAGCAUUGGUAACGUGCUUCUGGACUUCACUGGGGGCAGCUUCAGCCUCCUCCAGAUGUUCCUCCAGUCCUACAACAAUGAGCAGUGGACACUGAUCUUUGGAGACCCAACCAAGUUUGGACUCGGCAUCUUCUCCAUCUUCUUCGAUAUUGUCUUCUUCAUUCAGCACUUCUGCUUAUACAGAAAGAAACCAGGGCUUCAGGCAGCACACACGGGUUUGAACAGCUGUCCCAGGCAGGAUUGGGUGCUGAACUUGGAGCCGAAGGCCUUGACCUAAGCAACCAGUGUUUCUGGGAGCAGCUUGAAGGACUGACCCCACAGUUGUGAGCCAAGGGUGCUUUGCUGCCACUGCUGUGUUCCCAGAGACCCAAGCAGCCAGGUGGUGUGGCCAGUGGACUCAGAGGUGCUGGUGCUGAUGCUGGUGGCAGAGGGGACAGGACUGAUUGGGGGUUAGGCCUUGGGGGAGGGGGUCCCUUCUCUGAAGGCCACAUGCUCUGAGCAUUCAUCUUCCUGACACUCAUUCUACAUAAUUCAACACCCACAACUGUAAUCACAGGUCGCCCAGGCUAGGGUCUGGUAAAGAAACUGGAUUUCUGAGCCUUGAGGUGCCCAACAGAUUGGUUCUGAGCUACGCUUACGCCCAAACCCUCUGGAUCUUUAUCAUACUACCCCCUUUUGGAUUUUUUGGAGGGAUGUUUUGGAAGGGAGUGGCUUAAUUUCUUCACCUUCUGCCUACCUCUACUUUCCCAGAGUCAGGGACCCUAUGUACCCCUUCAGCUGCUCCUUAUCUUGUGUCUGAGUAUAGGACACGUGUGCGCAUGCACACACACACACCAUUCUGUGCCUUAGAGGCCAUAAGACCUGCCAAAUGGUGAGAGUAGCUCCCCUGUAGGGGAGGGCUGGCCCCCUUCCUUCACUUACCCCAGACACCUUCCUGAGACUCACCAAUUUUUUGGCUAUUCAGGAGCCUCACCUAAGGACUUGAGACCACCUCACAUAGUCCUCAUGGGCCCAACCCUUAUUCCAAACCUCUUUCCCUCUUUUCCCAGGCAGCUAUCCUUCCUGUGGCAGGAGGGGAGGGUCCCAGGAUGUGCCUUGUCAGCUCACUCUCAGACUUUUUACUACGAGACUAAUGAGGUGCUUAUAUCCUUAAUUAAAACCUGAUUUGUUUCCUUUCUGCACACGGAGCAUUUUGCCAGAUGUGGGAGGACAGGUGUGUUGGCUUCAGAACCAAUCCUUAGGGUUUAGGGAGACAGCCCUACUCACGUCACGUAAGGAAACGCAUGGGUUGCAAAGUAUGCUGAUGGCGGGGUAGCUGCGUACUGACCUGGCAGUUCGUCAGGGGAAGCCUCUUGGGUAGUGCAAGAUGCCUGCCUGCUCAGGGCCACGUGGGUCCCACGGGUGCCAUGUCUCUGCAGGGCAUGGUGUUCAAGCUGGGGUUGUGAGCAUGGGCUGGAUGGGUUAAGGGCACUCUCACUGAGGGGGAAGGGGAGGUGUCUUAUUUUUCAAUGAUUCCUCUAUCCAAAUUAUCAGAGAAUUUAGGAUUUUGUUUCCCUAAAGCAGAGAUUGUAGAAAUGGGAGAUUUCAGAUUUGAAACUUUGAAAAGCCGGAUUUGGCAGUUUUGGGUGGGUCCACGAAUGACAGUAAUUCCAAGAGCUGGUAGGGCAACCAGUGCUGGGCCAGGCAGAGGCCCCGGGCGGGUCUCCAACUUAGCCCCGUCUCAUCAGACCACAGUCUCUGGAAAUGUGGAGCCCCACUCCUGUCUGUGAUAACUGUACGCUCUCAAGAGUCUUAGGGGGUAGGGGUUUUUUCCAUGAACCCCGCAGUGCCCAGGAGCCCCUCCCGGGUGGAGCACAAGCUGAGUUACACAGGGGACCUUCCAGUGAAGGUGCUCCCCGAUGUUCCCACCGAUGCGGCCCUGGCCGCACAGCAAGUGGCAGGCCUGGCAUCAGCUGGGCUUCGUCUCAGAAGUGGUUGGGGGCCAGGGUAGUCAGCCCUACAACCAAAGCUCUAGCCACCAUCGACCCCCAGACACCCCUACCCUGUGCCUCAGCAAAAACCCCUUGUGAAUUCCAGCACUGUUUUAUUUGGGCCCAAGAUGUCAGGUAUGGGGCAAUUUCAUACUACCCCAUUUCCGUAGGAACCAAAGCAACGCUGUUAUUCCCAGGUGUGAAUUAGUAAGAUAAAUUUAAGAGUAGAAUUGGCAUUUCCAAAUAGUAAGGUAAAAAUGCUUUUGUAUCAAAGUUGUGAUUAAAAAAAUAUAAAGUUAAACCCACAGGCGUAGAAGGAAAUGGCAA